This is a messenger RNA of Closterium sp. Naga37s-1, 570 nucleotides long. The record is from the annotation of a GenBank genome assembly. Lineage: Eukaryota; Viridiplantae; Streptophyta; Zygnematophyceae; Desmidiales; Closteriaceae.
AUGGCAGUAAGGCCCAAGGACGCAGCAACAUUCGUGCCAAGGGGUGGUGCAUUCUCGCAGAGGAGGUGCUGUGCGAGUGAGCAUCCUCACCACAUGGCUCACCGUGGCAGUAAAGGCCCCAAGGGCACAACAGCUGCCAUGCCACGAGAUGGUGAGGAGGUGCUCCUCGGGGAGGAGGUGCUGUGCGAGGCACUGCAGCAGUCAUGCCAAGGGGUGGUGCUUCUCAGAGAGGUGACGUGGACCACAUGGCUCGGAUCGCGCCUCCCCAUGGCAGUAAGGCCGAAGGACGCAGCAACAGUCAUGCCAAAGGGUGGUUCUUCAGAGAGCCGGGCUGAAGCAGCGAUGGCAGCCGAAGCAACAACAGGCAGUGCAAGGAAGAGCAUGUGGGGUUUCAGGUGCAGCAGGUGUGGUUGUGGCAACAGCAUUAACGUGCUUGCAGUACCACUAAAGGACAGGAGGGGAGGAGGGGAGGAGGCAGAAAGGGAGGGACGAGGGAAGAAAAGAAGUGGUCACCCAGAGGCAACAACACCAGCAACAAUCGCAAUAGCAGUAGUAGCGAUGCAUAUUUAG